UGGAUGAUUAAGCAGAUUUUUGCUGAAGUUUAUUUGUGUUACAAUCUGUGUUUAUUGUUGACAUACACCAUGGCUGAAAUACUAAACUUCAAUAUUGGUAUGUUGGGCCAUGUAGACAGCGGUAAAACUUCACUGGCGAAAGCUUUAAGCACAGUUGCUUCAACUGCUGCAUUUGACAAAAAUCCUCAAAGCAAAGAACGUGGGAUAACACUGGAUCUUGGUUUCUCAUCGUUCACAGUAGAUGUCCCAGAGCAUUUAAAAGGAUCUGGUUACGAAAAAGUUCAAUAUGCAUUAGUGGAUUGUCCUGGGCAUGCAUCGCUGAUUAAAACUAUAAUUGGAGGAGCUCAGAUUAUUGACCUUAUGGUUCUUGUGAUUGACGUUGUGAAGGGAGUCCAAACACAAACAGCUGAGUGUCUUGUCAUCGGUGAAAUUAUCUGCAACAAAAUGUUGGUUGUGCUAAAUAAAGUUGACAUGCUGCCACCAGAGAAAAAACAAGCAGCUAUUGAAAAGAUGACAAAGCGCAUGCAGAAAACAUUGGAAAACACAAAGUUUGCAGGUUGUCCUAUCACCACAGCUGCAGCCAACCCAGGUGGAUCAGCUGAUGUUACCACACAUAGGGAACCUGAAGGAAUUGAAAAUCUCAUACAAGUAUUGGGUGAUAGCACUUACAUUCCAACUCGAUCUGGUGAUGGUUCUUUCCUCUUCAGUGUUGACCAUUGUUUUUCCAUUCGCGGACAAGGGACAGUGAUGACCGGGACAGUUUUAAGCGGAAAAGCUUCUGUAAAUGAUCAAGUAGAAAUAUCAAGUUUGCAGAUGACAAAGAAAGUCAAGUCAAUUCAAAUGUUCCGUAAACCGGUUGACGCAAUUAAGCAGGGUGAUCGGGCAGGGUUGUGUGUCACCCAGUUUGACCCCAAACUCCUUGAACGGGGUUUGGUUUGUACCCCUGGUAGCUUACCCACGCUAUACGCUGCGGUCGUCAGCAUAGCUAAGAUACCAUACUACAGUGGAUCAGUUGCAACUAAAUCAAAGUUUCACGUCACCAUUGGCCAUUCCACAGUCAUGGCUCAAAUUACAAUAUUUGCUCAAGUGACCACAAGUGGUGAAAAUAGGGAAGGAAGCCGUCCACUAGGAGAUGCUAUGGAGCGACUGACUCUUCAAAGCAAGACUUUUGAUUUCACAGCAGAUUACAUUUUUCGAGCCGAGCUAUCCAAGGAUAAAACUGAGAAACAGUGGGCAUUACUUGUGUUCGACAAACCAGUGGUUUGUAGAGCAAACAGCCUAGCAAUCGGCUCCAAGUUUGACACGGAUAUAAACGCCAACAGAUGCAGAUUGGCUUUUAAGGCGGAAAUAUUGGAAGCAUUCACUGCCAAAGACUACGUGUCAUCUGUUUUACCAAAGCUAAAAGUUUACAAAAACAAAUCUCGGGAAGGAACUGUGGAAAGGGUGCAUGACGACUACAGCGUGAUAUGUAAAGGCCUUUUGAAAAAAGAGACGAACAUCGCUCUAUUUUCCGGUCUCCGGGUUGAACUUUCGACCGGAGAAAGCGGAGUCAUCGACGGUUCGUUCGGACUCAGCGGGAAAAUAAAAAUCAGAUUGCCCGACGGUUUAAAGCCGGAGACAAAAGUUCUGCUCGGCGGAAAAGGGAAAAAGUCGAAGAAGAAACAGACUGAAACAACAGAACCUCAGCAGGCCAACACCAAUCAAGCUGUGAGUGUUGCCAUGCAUUUCAAGAGAUACAUUUACGACCCUGCGAAAAGAAUGGCGCAAACGUGACGCAUUCCGUCCACUAAGUGUCAUUUUUAUGCUUUUAGUAACGAUUAGCGGUCGCUGUGUCUUACAGUCACGCGUGAACUUGUUCGGGAAACGAAAUAAAUGUAAAGGCUGUAUUUGCGGAAGUAUGAGAGUGAUAGAUGUGAAAAUUGAUUAGUCGCUCGUCUGGUAUUUUGACUGUACCUCAUUUGCGACGGUAAUUAUUAAGUCACGCUUGCCACUGCGGCCGAAACCGUACUAAUGGAUGUACAGAUAUUGAACCUAAAAACGAAUCUUGACGUAACCUAGUAUCAUUACUGAUCGGGUUUUCCGUUUACAAGAAUAUUGAUGUGAUAAAUUGCUUGGGAAUUAUUUUAUACCAUCUUUCGUGUUUCGUACUAUGCAAAUAAACUGGUUAGCGCUUCCAGUUAUUGUGAACGGUUACCCUAUAACGGGAUUUAAAAUAAAUGUAUUCGAUUACGGAAA
Molecule: messenger RNA, 2235 nt
Organism: Ciona intestinalis (vase tunicate)
Lineage: Eukaryota; Metazoa; Chordata; Ascidiacea; Phlebobranchia; Cionidae
Source: RefSeq, a predicted model, not a curated record